Messenger RNA from Sporothrix brasiliensis 5110, 561 nucleotides. RefSeq lists its product as uncharacterized. Bases 1 to 561 code for a protein of 186 amino acids. The record is from RefSeq and is a predicted model, not a curated record. The transcript has 2 exons. Lineage: Eukaryota; Fungi; Ascomycota; Sordariomycetes; Ophiostomatales; Ophiostomataceae.
AUGGAUGUUGCAGCGCAGGAGAUCAACAAGCUUGUUCAGCGCAUCCUGCCCGAUCGGCCGUACCACCUCUCUGUAUCCGCCACCGGCCGCUACCCAGUGCCUCCAGGCCUGUGGCCCAAUACCUCGCCACUGCAGUACACCACAUUCGUGUCUGAAGCUGACCGUGGCAUCCUGCUUACACGACCCUAUUUUGACAUUCAACUGGAAACCGAAGACGACCCGAACAACACCAAAAACAAACGCGGCAAAGCCACGUCGUCGACCAACAUAGCAUUGCCCGGUGGUAGCCCUGCGGGGGCCGGCAACAAGAGCGAGACGAAGAAGCCCGUAACAAAGAUGUCCUUUAAAGACUAUCAACAAAGCAAGAAUCAGAAAAAACUACCUGGUUCACCAACAAACACCCCCGCCACAACAACCAAACCAGACACAAAUCUGCGCAAAAGCGAAGGAGCUAUGGCCUCCUAUGUUGAUCGGCAGCAUCUGCCUCCGAAACCGGAAUACAAUGGCGACAGCGAACCGACCGCACAAACGCUCGAGGUCGGAUACCUCCAUGACCUCUAA